Molecule: messenger RNA, 1905 nt
Organism: Acinonyx jubatus (cheetah)
Lineage: Eukaryota; Metazoa; Chordata; Mammalia; Carnivora; Felidae
Gene: LRRC10B
Product: leucine rich repeat containing 10B
Exons: 2
Coding region: 173-1051 (292 amino acids)
Molecular function (GO): protein binding
Source: RefSeq, a predicted model, not a curated record
CGGCCCGGCCCGGCCCCCCCUCCCGGCGCAGAGGCAGGCCGGGGCGGGGGGCCCCCCCGGAGCCCGCGCGGCCUCGGCCCCGUCGGGGAGGCCCGGGAGCGGCCGGGGCGGGGGCGAUGCCGGGAGGCGGCGGCGGCGGCGGCGGAGGCGGCCCCGGCCGGGGCCCGUGACCAUGGGCAUCGCCGAGUCCACGCCGGACGAGCUGCCGUCGGACGCGGAGGAGCAGCUGCGCAGCGGCGAGCAGCAGCUGGAGCUGAGCGGGAGGCGGCUGCGGCGGCUGCCCAGCGCCGUGUGCGCGCUGAGCCGCCUGCAGAAGCUGUACGUGAGCGGCACGGGGCUGCGCGAGCUGCCCGAGGAGAUCGAGGAGCUGCGCGAGCUGCGCAUCCUGGCGCUCGACUUCAACAAACUCGAGCGCUUGCCCGACGGCCUGUGUCGCCUGCCGCGCCUCACGCGCCUCUACCUGGGCGGCAACCGGCUGCUGGCGCUGCCCGCCGACUUCGCGCAGCUGCAGAGCCUGCGCUGCCUCUGGAUCGAGGGCAACUUCCUGCGGCGCUUCCCGCGGCCGCUGCUGCGCCUGGUGGCGCUGCAGUCGCUGCAGAUGGGCGACAACCGGCUGCGCGCGCUGCCCGCCGAGCUGCCGCGCAUGACGGGCCUGCGCGGCCUCUGGCUCUACGGCAACCGCUUCGAGGAGUUCCCGCCCGCGCUGCUGCGCAUGGGCCGCCUGCACAUCCUCGACCUGGACCGCAACCGCCUGGGCGGCUUCCCCGACCUGCACCCGCUGCGCGCCCUGCGCGUCUUCUCCUACGACCACAACCCGGUCACUGGGCCCCCGCGCGUCGCCGACACCGUCUUCCUUGUGGGCGAGGGCGCGGUUGAGCGCAUGGCCGAGCGUGACGAGCCCACGCCCCGGCCGCCGCCCCGGCGCCCAGCUCGGGCUUUUGAGGAUGAGGAGGAAGAAGACCUACUCAUAGGGGGCGGGAGCUCCCGGGCUCUGGGGCCCCCCGGGGGCAGCCUCCCCGCCCUGGAAGCCGCCCCAGGACUGGGCACCUGAGCCUGUGCUCUGGGUGAUGGACUUCGGCCGUUCUGGGAGGAGGGCCUCCGGGAAGGACUGUGGGAACGGUGGUCCCCUACCUUGGGGCAGCGGAGGGACCGCUUUGGGCAAUCUGUAGGGGACGGGCAGGCCUGGGGGCCAUCUUCAAGUAUUCCUGUUUGGUAAGGAGACUGCCGCCUGGCUGAUCUCUGGGCAGUCCUCGGACGAAGUCCCGACUCAGUCAAGUUCCCUAUGGCUCUGUUGGGUCUCUGACAUCAGAGUCACUGACAGCACAGUAGAGAUGCUGGCUUCCUCUUGGAACCAGGGUCACCUCUCGCUGCUGGCUGAGUCUGGAUGCCCAGGCUGCCGCUCCAACCCCCCUCCUCCUGGAGUUUGGAUCUCCUAGACCCUACCCUUUCUGGUGCAGGAGCCGCUACCUCUGGGGUGGACCACACGCCUGUCCUGAGCCUUCCAGCUGUCAAGUUUGAAAAGAAGCCACUGUGCCUCUAGGGCCUCCUGCGCGGAAGAGAGAGGUCGUCUGCCCUGGGAGGCUGCUCCAGAACCUCUCCGACUGCCUGUACUCUCCAUUCCCUUAAAUGGGCACAGACAGGGUAGCUGGCACGGUGUGGGGCAAGGGACAAGCACUGUGUGCCUCCGCUCCGUCACCAGGGACAGCCUUGGGGUGAGGAGUGGGGUAUCGCUCUGCAAUUCCCAGGGCCAGAUCUUUCCCAUCCAAGCAAUAAUGGGAGGAGGGGGCCAGGGUCAGGGACACUCAGGGACACUGUCAGGGGCAGUGGCCCCAUGUGGUAGUGUUUUCUUUAGGAAGAAAAAAAAAACCUGGCUGUAAACAUAAAUUAUAUUUCUUGGAGAAAGAA